AUGGCUUGCUCACGCGUAAAAUCUUCAAUUAAAUUCUGGGAGCGUUCUUUUUUACGAUCUCCACAAUACACCUUCCAGAAGCGACAAGCAUCCGGCCUCACUAGCAUCAAUGAGAUUUCUGAAGACGUACUCGCAGAAUCUGCCCUCUAUGCCCCAGCACCCUCAGACGAGGACAUCAAGUCUUUCGAUCCAAUCGCAAGAGCGAAGCGGCGGAAAAGGCAACUCCCUCAUAGCCGAUACCACUAUAAAGCACCUCGCUACUACCGCGGUCCCCUCCAUCCACAUCAGCCACCACCUCCUUCAGACCCUCAUUCCCGCGAGUUCGUCCCAGGCCCCUUCUCCAUCUCCCGCCUCGAAGAAACCUACCACAGCACCCUUGCCCCCGAUCUCCUAUCCCUCCUCUACACGCACCACCCACCAGGCACGCUUCCAGGACCCGUAGGCCAGCGCCUGCGAAGCUGGGAUGGCUCUUCUCCCUACCACAAGAACCGCCCUUUACGCCCCCCAAGAGGUGGACCCUCCCUUCGUCUCCUCCAGCGCAACAUCACGUUCCGCAACAUACCACGGCUGGAAAAGAUUCACGUUCACGCUUUUCUGCCCGCUUCGGGGAAGCACCCUAAUGAUGUCCCUGUAGGAUCUAUGGUCGUGCAAGCAAUCACCGGGGUCAGGGCGACAAUUUUCAAUGCGAGGCAAACCAUUCACAAUUUUGGGUUGACGAAAGGGGAGCCAACGGCUGUGGGUGUUGAGUUGAGAGGAGAGCAGAUGUACGAUUUUUUGGCUAAGGUGGUAGAUGUAGUGUUGCCGAAAAUCAAGGAUUAUGAGGGUGUGGCAGGGAGGAGUGGGGACAGCAGUGGAAAUAUCAAUUGGAGGCUUGAGAGUGAUAUUGUAGGAUUGUUCCCGGAGAUUGAGAUCAAUUAUGAUGCAUAUCCACCGAAAGCAAUACCCAAAAUCGAUAUUAUUUGCAAUACAACGGCUACGACAGAUAGAGAUGCAAGAUUAUUACUGGCAUCAAUGGGCGUGCCAUUCCAUGGAAAACAUGUUAAUUAA
This is a messenger RNA of Bacidia gigantensis, 1047 nucleotides long. RefSeq lists its product as uncharacterized. Gene Ontology annotation, biological process: translation. Lineage: Eukaryota; Fungi; Ascomycota; Lecanoromycetes; Lecanorales; Ramalinaceae. Gene Ontology annotation, cellular component: ribosome; cytosolic large ribosomal subunit. The transcript has 3 exons. The record is from RefSeq and is a predicted model, not a curated record. Bases 1 to 1047 code for a protein of 348 amino acids. Gene Ontology annotation, molecular function: RNA binding; structural constituent of ribosome.